This is a messenger RNA of Trichosporon asahii var. asahii CBS 2479, 399 nucleotides long. RefSeq lists its product as uncharacterized. The record is from RefSeq and is a predicted model, not a curated record. Bases 1 to 399 code for a protein of 132 amino acids. The transcript has a single exon. NCBI's taxonomy places the organism in Eukaryota, Fungi, Basidiomycota, Tremellomycetes, Trichosporonales, Trichosporonaceae.
AUGCGGAAGCACGAUACGCGAGGGGAAGGGUGUACGACGGUCUGGAUGGGCGGUGGGCUCGUUCCAGAAAAGGGUCGCAGCGACGUCGAUUGGGUGCCCCGCGCGGCUCCUCAGUCCCAGCCAGAUCUCCAUUUCGACCGGGAAGGCGUUCUUCCCUCUGCUCCUAUCGUCGACUGCCUCCCCACUCUGCGCACGUUACUCGCUACCUUCCCAGACCCUCGAGAACCUCUCCCCGCCCAACUUUCCAUGUCUCCAGAGCACGUUUCCGCUCACCGCCUCGAGUCUGACGGGAGGAAGUUCGGGGCCCACCCCCGAAGCCACGAAGCCACCCCGAAUAACAGCCGCGGCGCAGCUAUGCUUCAACUGACACCCAGCUCGGCCAGACUGGAUCCAAAAUAA